GAGGCAAGCACAUCAAGCAGGAGUGAAAAUGUGAACAUUCAGGAACAGGAAGCCAUUUCUACUCAACAGCAGGAGCUCAGAGCCAUGGCCUCUGCCCAUUCUUUGAGGAAGCUACUGGAAGAAGUGGUCUGUCCCAUCUGUCUGGGUUACUUCAAGGAUCCAGUGAGCAUAGACUGUGAACACAACUUCUGCCGAGUUUGUAUCACAGAGCACUAUGAACAAAGGAAAAUGGAAACAGAGGGAGUUUUCUGUCCACAAUGCAGGAAAAAUAUCAAGAAAGAGAAUUUCCAGACCAACAGGCAGCUUGCCAGCAUAGUGGAAAAUAUUCAGCAAUUAGGGAUAAAAUCUGAAGACCUAAAAAAGCAGAUAGUCUGCAGGCAACACAAGGACAAAGACAAGCUGUUCUGUGAAAAUGAUGAUGAGGUGAUUUGUCUGGUUUGUGAUAAAAUCCAGGAGCACAGAACUCACACACUGGUGCCCAUCGAGAAGGCUGCACAGCAAUACAAGGUGAAACUCCACAAUGACAUUGAGCUUCUGAAGAAAGCGAGAGAGGAGAUUUCAAAGCUGGAAUCCAGAGAGCAAAAUAAACCAAAAGAGUGGAAAGAAAGAGUAAAGUGCCAGAAACAGCGAAUCUUGUUUGAAUUUGGGAAACUACAACUACUUCUGAAUGAGGAAAAGAAACUCUCUCUCCAGGGACUGGCCGAGGAAGAGAGGGAGACUCUGAAGAAACUAAAUGAGAAUGUAACCAAACUCGCCCAGCAAAGCUCCUCUCUUCAGCAGCUGAUCUCAGAGAUGGAGGAGAAGUGCCAGCAACUGGCCACUGAGCUGCUGCAGGAUGUAAAGGGCACACUGGCCAGGAGUGAGCAGGUGAGGCUGCAGGGACCAGAGCUCAGUGCUGCUGAACUGAAGGAUGCAUACAGAGUCCCCAGCAUGAUGGAAGUGCUGAGGAAAUUCACAGUGGACGUGACUCUGGAUCCAGACACGGCAAAUCCCAACCUCGUCCUGUCUGAGGAUCGGAAAAGUGUGAGACUCGGAGACAAACGACAGGAUCUGCCCAACAAUCCUGAGAGAUUCGAUACAGGCCCCAAUGUCUUGGGUUCUGAGGGGUUCAAGGGUGGGAAGCGUUACUGGGAGGUGGAGGUGGGAGACAAGCCUGAGUGGGCUCUUGGGGUUUGCAGGGAAUCUGUGAGCAGGAAGGGGAAGGUCUUCCUCUCCCCUGAGGAUGGAUACUGGGCUGUGUGGCUGAGGGGUAAGAAAUAUGAGGCUCUUACCGAUCCCUUGAGCCUCCUCCCAGUGAGCAUCAGGCCCAGCCGGGUGGGGAUUUUCCUGGACUAUGAGGCGGGUGAGGUCUCCUUUUACAAUGUGACUGACAGGUCCCAUCUCUUCACUUUCACUGGCACCUUCUCCGGGACGCUCUGCCCUUUUUUCUGUCCUGGUCUCAACACUGGGGGUGAAAACGCGGCUCCCCUGAUCAUCUGCCCGGUCCCAGCUCAGGCCGGAGGGAAUCUCUGUCCCUGACAGUGACACCUGUAGCAGAGACUGGCCCCUCCCAGCGCUGACCAGCCCCCAAGUCUGUUCUCCUAGGGAUGGUCUAAAGGGCAUCAUCUGCCUGCCCCCUCCACCCCCUUCUCUCUCAGUUCCCAGCACCAGGCCUGUGAGCUGUGGGAGGGGAGAGAGGCUGAGAAGGGGGUACAGGAAGUAGGCUGCAGGGGCAGAGAGGCAUGGGUGCAAUGUCAGGGGUGGCACAGUGGUGUGGGGAGGGGCCUGAAGCAUCAGGAAGGGAAGAGCCCAGA
This is a messenger RNA of Caretta caretta (loggerhead turtle), 1793 nucleotides long. The record is from RefSeq and is a predicted model, not a curated record. Lineage: Eukaryota; Metazoa; Chordata; Testudines; Cheloniidae.